AAUUUCGUUAGAAAUAUGGUAACGAAAGUUGGGAGUCAAUGUGAUGUCUUAUGUUUGCUCAAGCUUUUUAAUAAUUUCUUGUGACAAUUUGAAACAACUGCAGGAAAAAGUAUUUUUCCUGCGACAUUUAUAAUUAUCACAUCUGUACAUCUAGCAUACAUCUGCUUGGAGUUGUUGAAAAUCCAAACGUAAGGGAUUCACUGCCGCUGACACCAAAUUCGAUAACAUCUGCUACAUUUGCCUCUGCAAUGCUGCACCGCCAUCUCAAGUUUAUAUUCAAUUCUACUUUCCCUGGUAAUGGUGGCAUCGCUUGUUUGCUUCUCAAAUGCAGCGGUCUUUUUCUACAACACCGGCUGUUGAGCUUCUUCCAAUUUUUGUCUUCAUAAUUGCCUUACCUCCAGAACAGUGGCAAUUGCCAGCGUUAUUUCCCUGUUCAAAACGGGUGAUCUCUCCACAACACCAAACUUAAGAGGUCUGCUGGUGAACUUGACAUAGGCAUUAUUGUCAACCAGGAUCUGCGUUCGACGAACCAUAUUUGUAAAAUCACCCAAAAAGUCUAAUAUGGUUUAUUAUUACCCAAUAAGGCUUUUGUCAACCUCUCACCAUGCGGCUUUCAGGGGUUUCCUGAGCAUGGAAGUGCUGGGACUGAUUUCUGCCACAGCUGUUUCUAUACUCUUAAUUCUGAAGUUUUAUACGAAUGUUGAGAUUGUACAUUUGCAAAUUGGGCUUGUAUGCCUUUGUUUAUUUACAGGAUUUGCAAUACUGACUGGAAUAUUUAUCUACGGCACAAACGAAUUAACGAUGUAUGCGUGUUACAUCUUGUCCUCGAUUUCGGCAUCGACUUUCUUCUUGGCUGCCGGUUAUUGUACGAAUGCAGAAGAAGGUUAAACAACUACACUGCUGACCUGCACACACGCACACACACACACACACACAUGCAUGCACACACAGGCACACACACACACAGGCACAGCACAUACACACACACACAAAUAAACACAUGCACACACAGCUCUAUCACUGUUAUACCUCAUAUAUAAUAAGAAUGACAACAACAAUGACGACGAUGAUUAUGAUGAUGAUGAUGAUGACAAUGAUGGUUGCCUUGAAAUUGUUGAUGAUGAUGGUGUUGGUGAUGCUGAUGCUUUAGAUGCAAGACUGUAAGUUUUAAAGAAUGGAAGUUAGUCAAUUAUAUGACUACUGUUUUAUCUUAUCAACCACCACCACCACACUAGAAAAGAAUGGAAGGUAAAGCUGUCUUGGGUUUCAUUUGAAUUCUAAACAUGAAAAAAAAACAAAAAAAAACAACAUAGGGACGAUGAUGAAAACAAACACUGCAAAACCCCUUUUAUUUUCUUGUGUUCUAAUGUUUCUGCUGAAAUACCACUUUCAUAAUAACAAUAAUAAUAAUAAUGAUAAUAAUAAUAAUAAUAAUAAUAAUAAUCCUUUCUGCUAUAGACACAAGGCAAAAUGCUUAGCGAUAUUUCAUCUGCCUUUACAUUCUGAGUUCAAAUUCCGCUCAGGUCAACUCUGCCUCUCAUCCUUUCAGGGUCGAUAAAUUAAGUACCAGUUGCGUACUGGGGGUCAAUCUAAAAUUUGGGCAUUGUGCCUAGAGUAGAAAAGAAUAUUUUAUCAUUUUUGCUUGAGCCUGUCUCCACUGCAAUCAUCACUUCAUCUGGAUUGUGUUUAUCUUUUACUUGUCUCAUUCAUUAGACUGUGGCCAUGCUGGGGCACCACCUAGAUGUUUUAGUUAAAUGAAUCAACCUAUUUUUUAAGCCUGGUAUUUAUUCUAUCAGUUUCUUUUGCCAAACUGCCAAGUUACAGGGAUGUAAGCACACCAACACUGGUUGUCAAGUGGUAGUGAUGAUGGUGGUGGUGUUGGUGGUGGGGAACAAACACGGAGAGAAAGACACACACAUACACAUAGAUAGAUAUACAUACAUAGGUGCAGGUGUGGCUGUGUGGUAAGUAGCUUGCUUCCCAACCACAUGGUUCUGGGUUCAGUCCCACUGUGUGGCACCUUGGGCAAGUGUCUUCUACUACAGC
Molecule: messenger RNA, 2046 nt
Organism: Octopus bimaculoides (California two-spot octopus)
Lineage: Eukaryota; Metazoa; Mollusca; Cephalopoda; Octopoda; Octopodidae
Source: RefSeq, a predicted model, not a curated record